Messenger RNA from Dioszegia hungarica, 2511 nucleotides. Its product is annotated as Bromodomain-containing protein. The record is from RefSeq and is a predicted model, not a curated record. Lineage: Eukaryota; Fungi; Basidiomycota; Tremellomycetes; Tremellales; Bulleribasidiaceae. Gene Ontology annotation, biological process: regulation of DNA-templated transcription; chromatin remodeling. Bases 1 to 2511 code for a protein of 836 amino acids. Gene Ontology annotation, cellular component: nucleus; chromatin. The transcript is spliced from 6 exons.
AUGUCCGACCUCCCCUCCAUCCCCCUUGCGCCCCAGGCACCCAUCAGCCCCGCCCCUCCUCCUCCUACAGAAGCACCGCCCUUCCUUCCUCCUUCCCCACUUCCCCCUCUCGAGGCUCCCACCACGCUUAAGCCUCUGCUCAACCCCCUGCAGACGCUCGAGACGCCUCCCGCUUCCACCAUCGCCGAGCCACCACGCUCCCCGAACGCGGCGAACGGAGCGACAGACGACCUGGGUCGUAAUGUCGAUCUGCCGGCGUUGACGAGCGCGCCAGAGUCGUCUCCACUUGCUAUCGACGCACCGGUUCCUCCUAGCCCUGCUCCGCCACACGACGAGAUUCAGCCCCCCGUCGAGCCUGGCUUGAUUCCCCCGGCGGUAUCGACGCCUACCGUCAUCUCGACCGAGGACGACGCUAUGCUCGGCGUACCCUCGACUGGCGGUGUUGACACGGCGAUGAGGCAGGCUCAGGCCGUCCCGGUUCCUCAGGCGAACGGGUAUGCGGCGGCGGGAGUCAAGCGGUCCGGGGACGACUUGGCAGGAUCGGACGAGAAGCGGAGGCAGACCCACUCCCAGUCUCCCUUCCAGGCUCAGCAGGUGCAGCAAGCUCCUCCUCCUUUGACAGCUUCACCUGCUCCCGUCCCUGCCCCUGCUCCCGCUGCUGCACCAGCACCGGUACCGGCUCCCCAGGCAUACGCCCCUCCUCCCGCGCCCUACUAUCCCGCCGGAACGCCCACCUCCUUCGUUCCCGCGGUCUACAACCCGCCUCCUCAUCGCGAUCCGGGACCCAUCACCCCCCUUACCCAAACCCAGCACAAGUACCUCCUCUCCACCGUCCGGACUCUCAAAAAGAACAAGGACUCGGUCAACUUUCUCGAGCCCGUCGAUAUCGUCCGCUUCGGUAUUCCUCACUAUGUCAACAUUGUCAAGAACCCGAUGGAUCUCGGUACAGUCGAGACCAAGUUGAUUGUCAGCAAUCCUCGGGGUCCGCCCAAGGACAAGAGCAAGAUGGGGAACUGGGAUGUGAGCAAGGGGCGGUAUGGGAGCGUGAGCGAAGUGACGCGGGACGUGAGGCAGAUUUGGGAGAAUACGCGCAUGUUCAACGGGCCGGACCAUCUGGUUUCGCAGUCGGCGACGAGGUUGGAGCAGAUCUAUGAGAAGGCACUGGCUACUUUGCCCAUUUCUACCCCUGCCGCUUCCCCUGCGCCUUUCGUUGCGCCUGCGGCCCCCUCCGCCGGCCCCUCCACCGCUCGUCGUGCCUCCAUCUCCCGCCCACCCGCCCCUCGCCGCUCCUCAGACGGUCUCGACCGCCCCAAGCGCGAGAUUCACCCCCCACCCUCCAAGGAGCUUCCCUACGCCAACGACCAAACGCGCAAGAAGCGCCGGACCGACCCCCAGCUCACCUACCUCUCCAAGCAGAUCCGGAUGUUUGAGGCGAAGAACGCCGAUUUGGCCGGUCCCUUCCUCUACCCCGUCGAAGAGAUCGUCCGUGCUCUUCCCGAUUAUACCACUGUCGUCAAAAACCCUGUCGAUCUUAACCACAUCAAAGCGCGGAUCAAUGAGGGCGAAUACGAUGAUGCUCAGCAACUCAAUUCGGACUUCCGGAUGAUGUGCCAGAAUGCGAUGAAGUUUAAUCCUCCAUCGCAUGAUGUGCAUAUUGCGGCGCAGCGGUUCUUGAAGCUGUGGGAGGAGAAGUGGAAGGCUUUGCCGCCCAAGGAGGCGCCGCCUAGAGCGAGGAGCUAUAGUGAUGAUCCGGUGGAGGAUGUGGCGGAUGCCGAGGAUGAUGACUUUGAGGAUGACCCUACCAUCGUCAUGCUCCGCGAACAGAUCGCCCAGAUGGACUCCAAGAUCGAACAGAUCAAAGCCGAGCGCCGAAAGUCACGCCCUCCCCGACCUACCAAAAAGGCCAAACCUGCACGCAAACAAUCCAUCUCUCACGUAAAAAACUCGCCCGGCGCGAACGGGAACGGUCACGCCGCGCCUAAACCCAAGCCGAGGAAGAGCAAGGAUGUCUCGUAUCACGAGGACAAUGGGUUUGGCGGUGAUGAGUCGGAGGAGGAGGUGACCAACAUUACGUUGACUCAGAAGCAGGAGUUGGCGGAGAAGAUUACGCAGGCGGAUCCGAGCACGCUGGCUAAGGCUAUCGAUCUGAUUUCCAAGUCUACCGGUCUGGACGGGACCAACGACGAGAUUGAGCUCGAUAUCGACUCGCUCCCCUCCCGAACCGUCGUCCAGCUGUACAACCUCGUCUGUCGCGGUCGGACCCCCAAGAAGGGACCCGGACGCCCCAAGGCCUCUGGCGCGGGGAACGGCGGCGGCGUCAUCCCUGGUAAAAAGCCCGGACGCAAGCCCGGGAAGAAGCACAUGAAUGAGCAGGAAGAAGCGGCGAGGAUCAAGCGGAUGGAGGCGCAGCUUCAGAGCUUUGAUUCGAGGGGUGGUCAGGGGCAGGGGCAGGCGGCGGGCGGGUAUGAUGAUAGUGAUAGUAGUGAGGAUGAGGAGAGUGAGGAGGAUUAG